Molecule: messenger RNA, 7185 nt
Organism: Arctia plantaginis
Lineage: Eukaryota; Metazoa; Arthropoda; Insecta; Lepidoptera; Erebidae
Source: the annotation of a GenBank genome assembly
AUGGAGAGUUCAGAAGAUGAUGCGGGCACAGCGACGAACGCUUCCCGCCGUGUAUCGGCGCGGGAAAAGGACGUCGGACUGGCCGAAGACGUCAAUGCAACUAGUAGUUUACACCAGAAACCAUCGGAAGAACGAUCGACAAACGAAACUCCUGCGAUGUCGGAAGAUAAUUUCGAUGGCGACAGUGUACCGUCGCCGUCGUCGCAGGAUGUCAACACAAGCACUGAAGCGAUUUUGGAUAUGAUUGAUGAAAUCGUGGAUGGUCCAGACGCACCGAAGCGGCUACCGCUAUCAUCAGAAUGUGUCGACGGGUUAAACGAAGAGUUAGCUGCGACUAGUUAUAAUCUUAAUAUCAUACAAGAUUCAGUUAAGAGUUAUAUUGAAAACAUUGCACCACUUCAAGUAGUAUCGCCUGUCAAUAGUGUACCUGUCGAUAGUGAAAUUGUAAUUCCGGGAAACAUCGACACUAUGCCAGAAUGCUCAACUCUUGGUGAAGUCUUUACUAAUGAUGUAAAUACGAAAAGUGUUGAUUUAUUAGCAGCAAGUUCAUCAGUGCUUGAGUGUGAGGAGAAAGUAGUGUCAACCGAAGCAGAGGACAUUGUAGUGUCGAAUGUUGUUACUGAGACGUCAACAAACUGUCCUCUGCCUAAUAUUCCUUCCAGCAGUGAAGAACAAACUGUACAAAAUGUAUCUGAUAUUAGUGUAAGUGAACAACAAGAUCGAACAGUUAAGUGUGUCACAUCCAGUGAUACCAGAGACAAUGUGACUGUGGAAAGUGCAGAAUCAACAUCUAGUGAUAGUAGUGUUAGUGAAAGUAAGGUCUCAUUUGUGGAGGCACAAGUUCGGUCACCACUCAGACGGAGACUUGUGAGACCAGCACCUAGCGAUAGGCGGCCGGACUCUACUGUGUCCUCAACAGUUGACUCUCAAAGUAAUGAUAAUGUUAUCACUGCUGAACAAUCGAGUAGUGAAAAUAUUGCUAAGGAUGUGACAAGCUCAUCUGAUGCCAUGCCCAUGAAAUAUGAUAAUGUAAAACCAGAAGAGAUUAGCAAUGUAAGUGAAAUUAAUUACUGCAAUGCAGAAACAUCAGUAAGUCCCAAAAAAAUUAAACUUAUUAGACAAAAAAAUAUUACUGGUAUUAGUAAUAGAGAGACUCCUAUAGACAAAAGUACAGUUUUGUUUGGAAAUGAGCAAUGUCAAUCAACUUCACAGGAUAAUCAUUCAGGUAAUUUAUCAAUUUCAACUACAGAAUCCUCAAGUACUGCUAGUUUAUUAAAAUCCCAAGAUUCCUAUGACAAUCCAGUAUUAGAGAAUAAUUGUAUAUCAGAAAAACAAGUUAAACCACCAAGUGUUGAAAAAGAAAAUUGUAAUGAAAAUUCUCAGUCAACAAAAGCAGUCCAAUCAACACCAGAUAGAGAUGAUAACCAACAAGCAAUUAAUUGUGAAAAAAUUUCAACUGUUGAGUCCUACUCUGUUUUACUUAAUGAUAAUACUUGUCACUCCGAACAGGAACCACAUAGUUUACCUAGAUCUAACUCAUCAAAACAGAUGGUUGACACUAAAACUGUUGAUUUAGAACAGAGUUACAGCUAUAGCACCCAGGAUAAUGAAGAUUAUAUACCUUUACAUCUACCACCAAAAAAUACAGUGUAUCAAUCAAAGAACAGUGACUUAAAAUCAAGAACUGAAAAACCAGAUCAUGGUGUUGUUGUGUCAAUUAUUACAGAAGAUGGAACAAAGACUCAGGAAUUAAAAUCAAGCAGUGAGCAGGAAUCUCAGAGCAAUAAGUUUGAAGCAGACAUAGAACCAAAAUGUCACAAAGUGGACUGUGAUGUGCUAAAAGGACAAAUUCAAUCAACAAGCAGUGACAAGAAGAGCUGUUUGAUUAUGUCUGAAAAUAUAGAACCAGAAUCAAGAAAUAUAGAAGUUGAAUCUAAUAACAAAAUAUCAAUGAGCUGUGCCCCUAAAUUAGAAAGCAGUCAACCUGAUUCUUGCACCAGUAAGCUCAUAAGAAAGAGCGACAAAUCUGAUGUAGAGGUUAGUGAAACUGAUUCCAAAGGAUGCGAUGUUGAAUCAAACAACAGUAUGCCUAUUUCAAAAAUUGAAGAUCUAACAAUAAAUAGUGAUAAGACUAUUGAAUUAGAGUUCAGGAGCGGUAAGCCUGAUUUAAAAAAUACUGAAGUUUUGGCAAAGGAAAGAGAACUUUCUUUAAGUUGUGAUCAACAAUCAAAGUGUAGUCUUGAUUCAAACAUGUGUAAGAGUGAGUCUUUUACAACACUUACCAUUGAAUCAAAUAAGAGUGAGCUUGAUUUAAAGCUGCAUCCAAAACAUUCUGCAUGUGGAACAGCAAGCAAUCAGAUGAAAGAUAGUAUUCCUGAUGCACAAUUAAGUGAUGCUCAACUCGAGAUCUGUGAGUUUGAACCAAGUAGCAGUACCACACAAUUACAAAGUGCUCAGUUUACAUCCCAGGAAACUGAACUUAAAUCAAGUUGCAGUACAGUGCAGUUACAAAGUGCUCAGUGUACAUCACAGGAAGCUGAACUUGAAUCAAGUAGCAGUACACCACAAUUACAAAGUGCUCAGUGUACAUCACAGGAUGUUGAACUUGAAUCAAGUUGCAGUACAGCAAAAUUACCAAGUGCUCAGUGUACAUCACAGGAAGUUGAACUUGAAUCAAAGCAUGUAGAGCAGGUACCAAGAAAUAGAGAGGUUAAAUCCAGUAUACCACUUACAGUGAAUUGUGAAAAAGAUAUUAUGGAUCAAAAAUCUGAAGAAAAUGAAUGGGAAAAGAAAGUACCACCUAUUAAAUUGAACUUAUCAAAAUCAAGCAUAUCUGAAUCAAAAUUAGACAGUCAACAAACCAGUAUUAAUAAAGAAGAUACACCAAAUGAAGAAUCAGACUCGACUAAACAAGUUCCAAAACUAACAAUAAAGUUGAAACAACCAGAAGAAAUAAAGUCACCUGUACCAAAACUUACAAUCAAACCAAUUAGACCACCUGUUGAACAAGAAGAAGGUGAAAAAGUGGAUAACACUAUACAAGUACCUUGUGUGACAAAAAUUAAUAUAAAGCCUAUUGUAAAACCCGCAGAAAAUGUCAAUGAAAAACUUGUAAAAUCACAGUCAGAAGUUGACAAGGAUAUUAAACUUAGUGUCCCUGGUCAAGUACCUUGUAUCACAAAAUUAAACAUCAAACCUAUAUUGAAGCCACCAGAAAAAAUUAAUGACAUUCACAGAAAGUCCAGUAGUAGUGAAAUAUCAGAAUCAGAAUGUUCUGAAAAUGAUGAAACCACUAGUACUUCAGAUCAAACAUCAGCAUCUGAUCAUGGGCCAUCAGAUGUAGUUCCUAAAGUUACAAUCAAAUUAGGAAAACCAGGUACUGAGAGUGAAGGCAAAUUUUACACAGAAAAAAAUGUUCCAAAACUAACCAUAAAAGGCAUACAACAGGAAGAAAAGCUUAUUAUUAGCCAGUCUGAUGAAAUACAACCAGAAAAGAUACCUAAACUUACUAUAAAAACUGUAACCAAAUGUGAAGCUCAACCUCUCAGUCCAAAGUUAACAAUAAAACCUUUAAAACCACCUGACAGCCCAAAUAAAGUGAAGAUGUCUACUGACUUAUUUUCCACAAGUGAAGAAGGAAAAGAAAUUUCAUAUGUGCCUAAAAUUACAAUAAAACCUGUGACAAGGAUGGAUGGAGAGCCUAGAACACCUAAAAAAUCCACAGCUGUAUGUGAUAGUUCUGAAAAUAUACGUGCUGUAACAAAACUAAAUAUCAAGCCUGUUUUGAAACCUGCAGACAGUGGAGAGCCCUCUGAGGGCUAUGACAACAAAGUUCCUGUAGUUUCAAAAUUAAAUAUUAAACCUGUAAUAAAGCCUAAAGAUAAUGAUGUAGAUUGUAGUGUAGAUGAAGUACCUAAAAUUACUAAAUUAAAUAUUAAACCAUUAAAAAAUCCUGAAGACAACUCUUCAAAAGAAAAAGACUGUGAUGAAUUGAAUGCUGUCAUUGAUGGAAAUAGUAUACCUGUUGUAACUAAAAUUAAUAUUAAGCCUAUUGUUAAGCCUCAAGAAGAAAAGGAAAAAGAUUCAGAAAACUUAUCAUCAGAGACUGGAAAUUCAAGUGAUGAUAAUGGAGACCAUAUACCUGUUGUCACAAAAUUAAAUAUUAAACCUAUUAUGAAACCAGAUGAAGCACAAGAAUCCUCUAAGGUGGUUCCUUCAAAUGAACAAAGCAUUCCUGUUGUAACUAAGUUAAAUAUUAAACCAUUAAUAAAACCAGGAGAAAGUUCACCAUCAUCACCUAAGAAAGAACAUAAAAUUGAUGCACAUAGCACAGGCAUACCAGUUGUCACUAAACUUAACAUAAAACCAGUAAUAAGACCUGAAGAUGCACAAGAAGGAAAACUUAAAGACGACAAUGAAGAUAAGUUAAAAAACCCUCCAUUAGUAAUGAAAAUUAAUAUGAAAUCUGUAGUUGAAAAUGUAAAUCAUGAAAGUGCUAAUGAAGAGAAUAUAUGUAGUGAUGAAACAUUAGGUGCAACCUUAAAAAGGCCUCAAGUGGCAGAGAAAUCUUCAGAGACAAAUGAAACCAAAAGCCAUGAAUCUGAAUCUGUGGAGGAUUGUUUAGAAUCAAAAUUAACAGUACCUUCUUCAGAAGAAAAAGUCCUUAAACUAAAUUGUGUACCUGAAUCCACUCAAAAGCAUGAAGAAAAUGACAGAAUAUCAGUAAUUAAGAAGCAAUUUAAUUUAAACACAUCAAAAGUAAAAGAAAACCUGCAUUCACCUGGAAUAUCAAAUGCUACAAAAUGUAAUUUUCGUAACACAGAAUCACCAACCGAAGACUUGUAUUCAGCAAAGGAGGGUAAAAGUUCAUUACCGAAUGAAACUGAAAUAAGCCAAGAUCAGAAAAAUAUUAAUUUUAGAUAUCGAGAACUGACAGAAACUAGUGUAAAACAACCCUAUGGUAGACAAAAAAUAUCUGUACAAAACUGUACAUUAUUAAAAAAGCUUUUAGAAAAUACAAGAGAUAAUUUAGAUAAGAAAGUAGAAGUAUCUCAAGCAAUGAACUGUACUGUAUCAACAGAUAGAUCUGAAUCAACCAUACCAGCAUGUAAAAAUUUUGUGAAUAGUGAUCAUAUGGUUGACUCAGGGAAAUCUGUUGCAGAUAAAACCAUAUCUUUAAAUAGAGAGGACAAACUGCAGAGAAGUUCAACUCCUGAUAAAAUAAAUGAUCUUAGCAAAAUUGAUUCUGGCAAAUUCCACUCAAUACAAGAACUUACAGAUAAGGUUAUUGACAAUAUUACAAAACCAUUGGAAAUAUCCAUAUCUGACAAGAUGAGCAAUCAAAGCUCUGGCCAAGAUUCUCCAAGAAUUAUAUUAAAAAUAAAUAAGACUGAUCAUGGCCCCCUGGCAAAAAUAAUAACUGAAGAUGUCAAACGGCCAGAUACUCCCGAGAACUACACUGAAAAUACUCAAGAUAAUGUAAAUGAUAAACUAAGUCCCAAAAAGCAUGUAGCAAAUAGGAGAAAACAAGCUUCUGACACAACUUUGAAUUUAUCUACAGGAAAGAGGUUACGAAGUUCUAGGAUAGUUGAAACUACAGAAAAGUCACAAAUAAAGCGACAGAUUGGUAAAAGGCCGUCAACUGCAGAACCUACUACUCCUCAAAAUAAAGAUGCAGAGUUAAGUAUAUUGCAAGCUAAACGGUUAAAAUUAGGACAACUUUUGUCAGUAAACAAAUCUUUAAGUCCUGCGGUGUCUCCACAGAUAUCACCAACUAAACCUGUUUUAGAACCAAAAUCUGUUAAUCAUUCACUUUUAAAUAACGAAAACUGCUCUAAAAAUGGUAAUUCUAAGUUACACAAUAUUCUGUCUAAUUUGCAAGCAAAACAAAUUCAAUCACUGGCAAUGCACUGUUCUGAUAAGACCCACACUGUACCUUCAGACAUAGAAUGUAAUACUUCAAUAAGCAGUUCUGAUACAACGGAAGUUGUACCUGCAGAAAAUUCUCAUAUUGAGCUUCAACAGAUGAUUAUUAAUGAAAACUCGGACUUUCGAGAUCUGCCAGUGCCUGAAGAGUCUUCUCAGGAUCCAUUAGAAGUCGCUACUGUGAAACCUGCUGAAGUAGCAAUUGAAACAAUAGACAUUCCUAAGCCUGUAGAAUUGACUCCACAACCCAAAAAGCGUGGUCGUCCACGCAAAUUGCCCGUGUCAGAGGGAGCUAAACCUGUGGUUACAUUGCCGGUGACUGCUCUCGAGGAGCGGCCACAGCGUUCGCUUCGAUUAAUGAGGGACAGACCUACCAUAAUUCACAAGCCACGUGGUCGUGGUCGAGGACGGGGGGGUCGACGAUCAGAAAUUGCAACUUCUAUGGAGUCGCCUUCUGAGACGAUUAUUGAACCUGCACAUGAAGAGCCAGGCGAUGAGCGAUCCAUUGUCGAAAUCGAUCCUACAAGUUCUAGGAUAAAGUUGCCGCGGAUGACGGAAGCUUUAGAUAAAAUGCCUUCUAUGUGUCAAACACCUUUGUCGAGUAGACGGCGCAGCUCGUCUGCGACAUUUUCUAUGGGAGAUACUCAUGGUCUUAAAGACUCGAUUGAUAGUCCAGUCAAGGAUGAAUUUCUCAACACACCAGAACCAAGCAGAUCAGGUCGUCCGCGAGGUGGGCGGGGAAGUCGCGGUGGUCGUGUGCGCACGCCCCGUGGGCGAGGGCGGGGGAGAGGAGGGGGACGGGGCGCUAUGUACAUGAAAGAAACUAUGGGCAUCUACGGACGUGUGUGUGGACCAGCCACUACAACAGUGCAACUGUUUGAAGAAGAGACCUGUAUGAUGGAUGAUAAUGCCACUUCUGCUAAGCCGUCUCAUUUACUGGACGAGGACUCACAGAGCUCUGUAAAAAGUUCAACAAAUGAAAGCAACAAACUAAAGAAAUCUAAAUUUGCGGACCUGUUUGACAGCAAUAAGGUGUGGACGGCAGCAGAUGUUAAAGAGUACACUUGGCCACCGCCAGAGAAAGCUGAUGGGGAGCAAAAGGUGAUGAUGAUACAAGAACAAGUAGCGAUGUUUUUAGGAGUAAAAAGCUUCAAGCGGCGCUAUCCGGAACUCAAGAGGAGAACAAUUUGCGGCGAGGAAAGAGACUACGUACUAAGUAAAGGUCUUGUUACCGAAGCCCUUUGUGAUCUUGGUAAGUAA